AUGCCAGCCUACUCUUCUACUACUUCUUCUUCCUAUUCCUCUAGUUCAUCUGUUUCCUCCUCCUCUCCUAAAUCUUCCUCCACUCAAAAGAGAUAUUCCUGCUCCGCGUACGUCAAAAAAUACACCGAGAUGAUUAUCCUCGGAGUCAAUCGUACCUACGCAUUGGAAAAACUCCACGACAUCAACUGCCCAAUGAGUGUGUUCGAGAAGUGCGAUACGGAGAGAGUGUUGGCCAAGCAUGUGGGGAACAUGUAUGAAUGCCAAUAUCAAGUCAGUCUGCUCCACACGAAAUUCGAAACACUCAGAAGACGUGAACUUCGUGAUGCUCAGAAGAAAUUUGAUAAGAAAGGAGAGCUCGCGGCUCAUCUUGCCUUCAAACCAGAAUUUGUUGAACUCCACAAGAAGGAAAUGGAGGAGAGAAGCCAGGAAUCAAUAAACCGACUGUUCGAGCAAGCUAUUGGAAGGAGCAAGGAGACUACUGUAAUUCCACGUGUCAAACCAGAUUAUUCCAAGUUCAAGAUCACGAAGCGAAAUGUCAAGAAAACCUUCUAG
This is a messenger RNA of Caenorhabditis remanei, 552 nucleotides long. RefSeq lists its product as uncharacterized. The transcript has a single exon. Bases 1 to 552 code for a protein of 183 amino acids. The record is from RefSeq and is a predicted model, not a curated record. Lineage: Eukaryota; Metazoa; Nematoda; Chromadorea; Rhabditida; Rhabditidae.